AUACAACUAAUGUUAAUGCGCGUGUUAGAUUAGACAUUUAGACGACGAGGACGAGGUUAUAAAAGCAUGCUAUAGUGCAACAUUGAUGUAUCAGAGAUACUGCCUAAAUUAAACCCCAGUAAAUAAAAGCAAAACAAAAGGAGUAUAUGGAACCCAAGGCGACGGAGUCCGGCCGCCGGCAACUCCAUUUCAUGGUGUUCCCGAUGCCGGUCCCUGGCCACAUGAUCCCCAUGAUAGACGUGGCGAGGAUUCUAGCCCGGUCUGACCGCGGCGUCACCGUUACCAUCUUCACCACGCCGGUCAACGCAAACAGGAUCCGGUCAACGCUCGACCAAGACCGGCGAUCGGGGUACAAAAUCCGGGAGCACGUGGUCCGGUUUCCGUGCGCGGAGGCCGGGCUGCCGGAGGGAUGCGAAAAUGCAGACUUGAUACCCAAGGGUCAAGGCCUCGGACCCGCCUUCCUGGCCGCCGUCUUCAUGCUCCGGCCACUGGCGGAAGAAGCGAUUCGCGGCAGCGAUCCGCCGGUGAGCUGCUUAGUUUCGGACAUGCUGAUUCCGUGGACGGCGGACUUAGCGGAGGCGCUGAACAUCCCAAGAAUCGUGUUCAGCGGGUCGUGCUGCUUCUCCUUCGUCUGCUUGAUGAAAAUCAUGGAGUCCAGGAUUCUGGGGAGGGUGAACUCGGAGACGGAGAUGUUCACCAUCGCCGGACUUCCGCCGCCGUACGACGACAAGAUUGAGCUUUGCAAAGGUCAGGUGAAGGGGUGCGUGGUGGACCUGAUGCAUGAAAACGAGGCCCAGAAAGAGCUGGGGGAAAAGCUGCUCCGGGCGAUGACUUUGGCUCACGGCGUAAUCGUGAACAGCUUCGUAGAGAUGGAGCCGGAAUUUGUGGAAGAGUACAAGAGGAUGUUCCACCAUGGGAGAGUGUGGUGCGUCGGCCCUGUUUCUUUGAGCAUUUACCAGUCCGUGCAGCAGGAUCAGCAGGCGCGAGAAGAAGUGACGAAGAAGAAUGAGAGUGGGGAAGAGGAGCAGUGCUUGAAAUUUCUCGACUCGCAAGCGCCAGGGUCGGCAAUAUAUGUUUCCCUGGGAAGCUUGGCGAGGAUCACGGCGGAGCAGAUGAAGGAGCUGGCUCUGGGGUUAGAGCUAUCGGGGCGGCCCUUCGUUUGGGCGCUAGGGGGAGCACACGAGCAGCGGGAUGCAUUUGAGGAGUGGGCGCAGGCCGAUGGGUUCGAGGAGAGGACCAGAGCGAGAGGGGUGCUGGUCCGCAGGUGGGCCCCGCAGCUGCGCAUUCUCUCCCACCCUUCCACGGGAGGGUUCUUGACGCACUGCGGGUGGAACUCCACGCUGGAAGCCAUCUCGGCCGGAGUGCCCAUGCUGACGUGGCCGAUAUUCGCGGAGCAGUUUGUGAACGAGAAGCUGGUGGUGGACGUGUUGGGGGUCGGGGUCAGCCUCGGGGUGAAGGCGUCCGCUCUGUGGGAAGGGAAUGAGACGACGGCGAUGAGCGGAGUGGUGCUGAAGAGGGAGGAGGUCAAAGAAGGAGUUGGUCAACUCAUGGGAGGAGAAGGGGAAGAGUGCCGGAGGAAAGUCAAAGAGCUGGGGGAAAAGGCCAAAGUGGCGGUUCACAAAGGUGGUUCCUCCCAUCUCAACUUGCUUUCUUUGUUAGAAGACAUUUCCUUAUUUGGCUCUACAAAAUCAUGAGAUUCCCUCGCACUACUAGUAGUUCAAUGUAUCUCGUGUUGAUUAUUUGAUCAUGGAGAAUAUAUGUUCUAGAAUAAUGGUAUUUCAUGCUUCGAAAUUAUCACUAUCAAUUUAGUUGGAUGUUAAGGGAGUUUCGCAAAAAACAAAAUAAGCUUUUUGAUUGCGAGAGGUUGCUGGACAGACCACUUGGCUGGCUUUUGGCGCGGCACUUUACGUUGGACAAGAACUAUUUUAUUUCUGUUUUUUGGUUAUUGUUUGCUUUAAUUAGACUGUUUACUGUUUUUUAUUUUGAUUUAUGAUUGUACUGUAAGACUCUUUCAUUAAGUUUGGGGAUAGUAAGUCUACUUCAAUUGUCUUUGGCUCAUGUAAUCUCAUUAUAGGAUCAACGAGUUAUAUUGCUUGUUUGAAGGUGAUUAACUCCAAGUCUGGUUCGAGGGCUGAUGGUUCUCUGUGGCUCCUUUAUUGAUAACACAUUUUUAAACAACUUUAUUUGUUGCAUCCCAUGAAUAUUACUUGUGAGUCUUCCUCUUAACUACUCUCAU
Molecule: messenger RNA, 2236 nt
Organism: Cuscuta epithymum
Lineage: Eukaryota; Viridiplantae; Streptophyta; Magnoliopsida; Solanales; Convolvulaceae
Source: the annotation of a GenBank genome assembly